Messenger RNA from Tinamus guttatus (white-throated tinamou), 728 nucleotides. The record is from RefSeq and is a predicted model, not a curated record. NCBI's taxonomy places the organism in Eukaryota, Metazoa, Chordata, Aves, Tinamiformes, Tinamidae.
CCAGCGGGGGGCCGAGUUUAUGAGAGUGACUCUUCCAAUCACUGCAUGCUUUCCCCUUCUUCCAGCGGGCACUUGGCUGACUCUGAUACAUUGUCUUCCACAGAAGAGAAUGAGCCCUGUCAAGCUGAAGCUGCUACAGAGGGAGACUCUUCUGGGGCACCCGGGGCUGCAGUUGGAAGGAAAUCCAGGCGGUCCAGGUCCGAAAGCGAGACUUCAGCAAUGGCUGCCAAGAAAAAUCGACAGUCUAGUGAUAAGCAGAAUGGCCGAGUUGCCAAGGUAAAAGGUCAUCGAAGCCAAAAGCACAAAGAAAGAAUCCGUCUGUUGAGGCAGAAACGGGAGGCCGCUGCUCGCAAGAAGUACAACCUGCUGCAGGACAGCAGUACCAGCGAUAGCGACCUGACAUGUGACUCGAGCACGAGUUCAUCAGAUGAUGAUGAAGAGGUUUCAGGGAGCAGCAAGACAAUCACUGCAGAGAUACCAGGUAGAGGAUGUUUUUUAAACUGAACUGUAGCGCAUCUGACAUCGUUUCUCAGCUGUCAUGCUAAAUUAGAUGAGUGACACUUGAGAAAAACCAGAACUGCAGCUCUGUGUAAAUUUGAAGACUGCAGUAUAUUAACAAGACAUGGCAAAUUUUAAAAUCUGUUCAGAGGUCUCAGUGCACUUUUGCACACCAACAAAACAUAGAAAUGAUAAAUUGGUGGAAAAGACUACCUUUGAAGUUUGGAAUU